Molecule: messenger RNA, 3799 nt
Organism: Cryphonectria parasitica EP155
Lineage: Eukaryota; Fungi; Ascomycota; Sordariomycetes; Diaporthales; Cryphonectriaceae
Product: family 2 glycosyltransferase
Exons: 3
Coding region: 487-3210 (907 amino acids)
Cellular component (GO): cell periphery; cell septum
Molecular function (GO): chitin synthase activity
Source: RefSeq, a predicted model, not a curated record
CUCACGUCUUUUCUGUUCACAGCACAGGGUUUGACUUCUGCUCGCGUGACGGAAUUGCCGGUGUGGGCUCGCAUUCACACCAGCCGCUCGUUGCUUUUCCUUGAAGGCUGACCUCUACACGGCCGAGUCAGGAUUAACCUUGUACUUGAAUCUACGCGACUGCGGUGUGGAUCAGCAACUACUCCCUACGCUACGCCCCAGCCAAGCCCUGAGAGCCAGCGGUUGCCUCCUUUUUCUGGUCCCCUUCUUCAGCUCUUUGUCCUGUCAGCAAGUAACGGUCGGAGUCUCUUUCUUGGUCUCCGCCUUUGCCCUCGCGACAGUCUCCUCCAUCCAACCUUCUUCUCUCCGACUUUUGAGCACACAACUCCUCCAAGGCACAACCUGCUCCCACCUCGAGCAGGACGCACCCAUCCGCCCCCUCCAACCUACCUCAUCAUAUAGGCAGUCGAGAAUCGGCGCUACGUCACUCACAACCAACAGGCCAACAUGGCUUACAACGGUGGAGGAGAUGAUGGUUACGAGCAUCAUCAGAUGCAUGAUUAUAACUCGGAGCACCAGCACCCUACAGGCUACCACAUGCCUCCAAACCAAGAGAACGAUGACGAGGUGCAGCGCUCGCUCCUCAGCGCUGGACAGACGCAGGCUCGUCCCGUCUCAGCCUACAGUCUGACCGAGUCUUAUGCCGCAAACCCUUCAGUCACUGUGCCUGGGAGCGGCCUUGGGGAGUACAACAAUGAGUACGCAGCUUCUGGCUACCCGCCCCAGGGUCUUGGAGCCCCUGGCUUCCCGGGUGAUAUCGAGCGUCCUGCUUCCACCGUCGGUGGUGAGGAGGGCUGGGCUGCUCGUCAGGGUGGCGGCGGCGGCCUGGGCCGCUCCAAGACCAGAAGGGUCAAGCUGCAGAAGGGUCACCAGGGUGGUGUCCUCAGUCUUGACUAUCCCGUCCCCAGUGCUAUCAAGAAUGCCGUGCAGGCCAAGUAUCGCGAUGCCGAGGGAGGCAGCGAGGAGUUCACCAAGAUGCGCUACACGGCCGCAACAUGCGACCCGAACGACUUCACACUCAAGAACGGUUACGACCUGCGGCCUCGCAUGUACAACCGCCACACCGAGCUCCUUAUUGCCAUCACCUACUACAACGAGGACAAGGUUCUCAUGGCGAGAACCCUUCACGGUGUCAUGCAGAACAUCCGGGAUAUUGUGAACCUCAAGAAGUCCACCUUCUGGAACAAGGGCGGUCCGGCCUGGCAGAAGAUCGUCGUGUGCAUGGUGUUCGACGGUAUCGAGAAGACCGACAAAGAUGUCCUCGAUGUCCUUGCCACCGUCGGUGUUUACCAAGAUGGUGUCGUCAAGAAGGCCGUCGGUGACCAGGAGACAGUGGCACACAUUUUCGAGUACACGACUCAGCUUUCCGUGACGCCCAGCCAGCAGCUCAUCCGACCCCUGGACGACAGCCCCCAGACCCUCCCCCCGGUCCAGAUGAUCUUCUGUGUCAAGCAGAAGAACAGCAAGAAGAUCAACUCUCACCGUUGGCUCUUCAACGCUUUUGGCCGUAUCCUGAACCCCGAGGUCUGCAUCCUGAUCGACGCCGGCACCAAGCCCAGCCCCAGGUCGCUCCUUGCCCUGUGGGAGGGUUUCUACAACGACAAGGACCUCGGCGGUGCCUGUGGUGAGAUUCAUGCUAUGCUUGGAAAGGGCGGAAAGAAGCUCCUGAACCCUCUCGUUGCUGUCCAGAACUUCGAGUACAAGAUCUCCAACAUCCUAGACAAGCCCCUGGAGAGCGCCUUCGGCUAUGUUAGUGUCUUGCCCGGUGCCUUCUCCGCCUACCGCUUCCGUGCGAUUAUGGGCCGCCCGCUGGAGCAGUACUUCCACGGUGACCACACCCUUUCCGCAAAGCUGGGCAAGAAGGGUAUCGACGGCAUGAACAUCUUCAAGAAGAACAUGUUCUUGGCCGAGGAUCGUAUCCUCUGUUUCGAGCUGGUCGCUAAGGCUGGCCAGAAGUGGCAUCUCACCUAUAUCAAGGCGGCCAAGGGCGAGACGGAUGUUCCCGAGGGUGCUCCCGAGUUUAUCUCGCAGCGUCGAAGAUGGCUCAACGGCUCGUUCGCCGCCAGUUUGUACUCCACGAUGCACUUUGCUCGGUUCUACAAGUCUGGUCACAACAUCAUCCGCAUGUUCUUCUUCCACGUCCAGCUCCUCUACAACACCGCCCAGCUCAUCUUCUCCUGGAUUUCGCUCGCUUCUUACUGGCUCACCACCUCCGUCAUCUUGGAUCUCGUCGGCGACCCGCAGGACUCUGGGGAGAGCUCUACAAUGGUGGGCUUUCCCUUCGGCAACACUGUUACCCCCAAGUUCAACGCUGCGAUCAAGUACAUCUACUUGGCAUUCGUCAUCCUGCAAUUCAUCCUGGCCCUGGGUAACAGGCCGAAGGGCUCCAAGUACACAUACAUCACCUCCUUCUGUGUCUUCGCCCUGGUCCAGUUCUACAUCCUCAUCGACUCUGUGUAUCUGAUCUACCGGGCUUUCCACCAAGGUCUUGGCAUCCACACGGAUAGCGCUGCCGCCUUCCUCAAGAGCUUGUUUGGUGGUGGCAACACGGGUGGUGUCCUGCUCCUGACCAUUUUCACCAUCUACGGUAUCUACUAUAUUGCCUCCUUUAUGUAUCUCGACCCUUGGCACAUGUUCCACUCUUAUCCCUUCUAUCUGUUGCUCAUGUCGACGUACAUCAACAUCCUCAUGGUCUACGCCUUCAACAACUGGCACGAUGUGUCCUGGGGUACCAAGGGUUCCGACGCCAGCGAGAAGAUCCCGGCUGCCAAAGUCAUCAAGGACGAGAAGAGCGCAGAAGAGGCCGUGGUGGAGAUCGAGGACGAAAAGCCCCAGGAGGACGUCGACACCCAGUUUGAGCAGACUGUCAGGCGCGCCCUUACCCCCUACAAGGAGGUUGUCGAGGAGGACGAGGCCGAUGUUCAGGACUCUUACAAGUCUUUCCGAACGGGUCUGGUCGUGGCAUGGCUUUUCACCAACUGCUUCCUGGCUGUUGGCAUUACGAGCUCCAACUUCAACGGUGGUUUCAGUACCAACACCGUGCAAAACCGACAGGCUAUGUUCUUCGAGGUUCUGCUGUACUCGACUGCCUUCCUGUCCCUGAUCCGCUUCAUCGGCUUCUGCUGGUUCCUGGGUAAGACCGGCAUCAUGUGCUGCUUCGCCAGGCGGUAAUCUGGCGAAAUCAUGCUUUCAAUUUACAGCGGCCUGAUCUUCCCGGCGAGAACAAAAUUGUCGACAUUUUGACUGGUCAAAGUCUCAAUUCAUUCCCCGGGCAGCAAGUAUCUACUAGUGGCAAGUUAUAUACUGAGCCCAAUACAACCAACGACACUUGGUACAACAGGGUGGACUCGGCAGGCGAGAGCACUAUUCAGUUUGGUCUAAUUUGGCGGAAUGUCAGUUGGCACCGUAACGCGCAGGCCCCCCUCCCCCUCAAUGUUGAGAUCCUGUAACUCUUGGUUUCUGGAUUCUCUGGAGACUUGUCACCAUUUUUUGUAUUUGCAUUCUGGAAAGGGGGUUGGCAUCAGAGUUGUUGAUCAAGGCAAGACGGAUUGGACAUAUUGGUGGGAGCGAGAGGAUCUGCAAAAGAAUUUCAUGGCGAAUCACGGCGUUUCACGCGCGCGCGAGAGAGAGAGAGAUACUGAUACUGUUUUCCUGUCCUUUUUCCUUUUUGAAUCUUCAACGUGAAGAACAUUGGCCGUCGCAUGUCGACUCAUAUACACUCUUCACAAGGACAUAAUGUUAUAUCAUUUCUAACCACACG